AUGUCCACCACAUUCGAAUACCCCCUAGUCAUCGACGAAGCGACGCGUGUACGCGUAUCUAUAUCUGACAAAGAAAACGCGCCUGCAGCCCUCCGCCAGACAACACUAGCGCUGGACGGUGGGAACAUGAAAGGAAAGAAGCGUACUUUGACCCUGGUUGAUGGCGACGCGUGUAAAAAGUAUAUUGACGCGUUCUUAGGCGAGUUGGAUUUGAGUGGGGCGUUGCCCGCUACGCCUCAGGUAGUCGUCGAGGCUUUGAGGUUACGGAUUCUACAGCUCGAAGACCAGCUAUAUGCCCAAGCUCCACCUGCAAAACGCGCCAGGACGAUCACCGGCCCCGCUACUUCCUCCUCUUCCUCAUCCGAAGCACCCGUUGCAGGCCCGUCAAAGGCGGAGGAGAAGAAAUCCAAGAUGCAAAUCAAGAAGAUCUUUGAUCGACUGAAGAAGGAAUGUAAAUCCGACGGCCUCAAAUUCCAAGGAUCACCCAAAACGAUCAAAAUCGACGAAGUAUGGGAACAAUCCGAAUUCGAGGCGAUCUUUUCUGGGCAGGGAACGCUUAUCCAGCCUACGCCCAAUAAUAAGCCCAAGAGUACCGUCACCAUCAUCCACUUUAAAACAAAAGCCCAAGUUGAAGAAUUCUUCGGUAAUGAACUGAAAGAUCUUAGAGGCAACCGAUGGACGCGCGGUGGUGGUCCACACUUUGCGAAAUCGUUGAAGCAGGGCCCAUGUGAUGUGCAGAUUAACUCGUUCGAGGUCAACUACUCGAAGAAUGGGAUGAAGUGUUCCCUCAAGUUUGAAGUCUCUGAAGUGGGUGGGGGAUAUUGCCCGUAUGGGCCGUCGCAGAGACGGCAUUCGUAG
Messenger RNA from Laccaria bicolor S238N-H82, 858 nucleotides. RefSeq lists its product as uncharacterized. Bases 1 to 858 code for a protein of 285 amino acids. The transcript is spliced from 7 exons. Lineage: Eukaryota; Fungi; Basidiomycota; Agaricomycetes; Agaricales; Hydnangiaceae. The record is from RefSeq and is a predicted model, not a curated record.